Molecule: messenger RNA, 1845 nt
Organism: Juglans regia (Persian walnut)
Lineage: Eukaryota; Viridiplantae; Streptophyta; Magnoliopsida; Fagales; Juglandaceae
Product: diacylglycerol kinase 4-like
Exons: 13
Coding region: 273-1709 (478 amino acids)
Molecular function (GO): ATP-dependent diacylglycerol kinase activity
Source: RefSeq, a predicted model, not a curated record
GGCAAACACUCUGUGAUGGAUAUACUCACACCGGCGGACUUUUUUGAAAAAAACUGCUUAGUGUAGCGCUCUCCUGCCUAUAUUUCUGCCUCCGCCUCUACCGGUUCCAAUAUUCCGAGGCCGGGGCCGGUUCCACCCACCACUCUCCCUCUCUGUAAAACUGUUCAUAGUGAUAAAGAAAAGUAGUUCAUGCAUGUUUUGAUACACAUAUACUCAGGCGCGAGAGAUUUGAAUUUCUACUGUUUUUUCUGUGUCGCGAGAAAGACAGAGAUAUGGAGUCUCCGUCAACGGGAGAAACGACGCGGAUCGCCGCGAGGGCGUCUAUAGUAGAUUCUUUUAAGGGGUGCGGUCUGUCGGGGGUCCGGAUUGACAAGGAGGAGCUCCGUAGGAGGCUCCUGAUGCCGCAGUACCUCCGGUUCGCCGUGCGCGACUCCAUCCGGUUAAAGGACCCCACCGCCGGCGAGAGCCAUUUUCUUAAUCGAGGCGAGGAGAACGUCGAGCCUCCCGAAGCGCCGAUGGUCGUCUUCAUCAACCCCCACAGCGGUGGGCGCCACGGCCCCAUGCUCAAGGAGAGGCUUCAGCAGUUGAUUUCCGAAGAACAGGUUUUUGUCCUGGCUGAUGUGAAGCCUCAUGAGUUUGUACGAUAUGGGUUAAAAUGCCUAGAGAUGCUGGCUGAUCUUGGUGAUUCUUGUGCCAAAGAGACUCGUGAAAAGAUGAGGGUUAUGGUCGCUGGAGGUGAUGGUACAGUUGGUUGGGUGCUGGGAAGUCUUGGAGAACUUAUUAAACAGGGUAGGGUGCCAUUUCCCCCUGUAGGAAUCAUUCCACUUGGUACCGGGAAUGACCUGUCUAGGAGUUUUGGUUGGGGUGGUUCAUUUCCUUUUGUAUGGAAAUCAGCCGUCAAAAGAUCUCUCCACAAGGCUAUUGCAGGUCCUGUAUGCCGUUUGGAUAGUUGGCAUGUUCUGCUGUCAAUGCCAGUUGGCGAAGUUGUUGAUCCACCCCACUCGCUGAAGAUUACAGAAGAGUGUGCGCUUGAUGAGGGCUUGGAAGUUGAGGGGGAGUUGCCUGAGAAAGUCACUUGCUAUGAGGGAGUGCUUUAUAAUUACUUUAGCAUCGGAAUGGAUGCCAAAGUUGCUUAUGGCUUCCACCAUUUACGCAAUGAAAAACCUUACCUUGCACAAGGUCCAAUUGCAAACAAGCUGAUCUACUCUACUUACAGUUGCACUCAAGGAUGGUUCUUCACACCUUGCUCGAGCGAUCCAAGUUUAAGAGGCUUGAGGAAUAUUUUAAGGAUGCAUGUCAAAAAGGUCAAUUGCUCAGAAUGGGAGCAGAUUCCAGUUCCCUCAAGUGUAAGGGCAAUUGUUGCUUUAAAUCUUCAUAACUAUGGAAGCGGAAGAAAUCCAUGGGGUAAUUUGAAGCCAGAGUAUUUGGAAAAGAGAGGUUUUGUUGAGGCCCAUGCAGAUGAUGGUCUACUUGAAAUAUUCGGUCUAAAGCAAGGAUGGCAUGCAUCAUUCGUCAUGGUUGAACUCAUCUCUGCCAAACACAUCGCCCAGGCUGCAGCUAUUCGAUUGGAAGUUAGAGGUGGAGAGUGGAAAGAUGCAUAUAUGCAGAUGGAUGGGGAGCCAUGGGAACAGCCGUUGAGCAAGGACUAUUCAACGUUUGUGGAAAUUAAGAGGGUCCCUUUUCAAUCACUUAUGAUUGGUGGAGGGUGACUAUAUCGUGGCUUACCUCCCAUUUAGGUCGAAAUGCUUUACCAAUUUAACAAAUCUCAGCCAAAAGGAUCCUUCCGAAGGGAUAUUGUUUGAAGCUGGCCAGUGUAAACGAAGGCACCUGAACAUAUGGAUCAAG